AUGAAUACAAGCUUCAGUAAUGAAUUACAACAAUUACAAAUGGAAUUGCGUGCUCAAAAUUUUGAUAUUAUUCGAUUUUCAACAUAUCGAACAGCAUGUAAAUUACGUUUUAUUCAAAAGAAACUUAAUUGUGAGUUUGUUUUUAUUCGACUGUUAUCUCAAAAGAUUCUGCAUAUAAGGACAUAUUCUCGAUAUAGUAGAAUAUUUACUAUUGUAAGAUUAUAUCGUAAUAGUUGUUAAAAAAAAGCUCAUCAACAUUUGAAUGAUAUAGAAGCAAAAAUAUCAUAAAAAUAAACAGGAAAAUCUUGAUGUAUAUACACUAAUUUGUAUUUAUUCUAGUUCAUCUUCUCGAUUUAUUAAAUGUAGUUGAAUCUCUUCGAGAAUGUUUGACAAGUUUAUCUUUCGAAACUAAUUCAAAUACUGCAACUUCAAUUAAUCUUCGUGAAUCAAAACAAAUUCACUCUCGUUUAU
This is a messenger RNA of Rotaria sp. Silwood1, 471 nucleotides long. The record is from the annotation of a GenBank genome assembly. Lineage: Eukaryota; Metazoa; Rotifera; Eurotatoria; Philodinida; Philodinidae.